CCCACACAACCAAUCCAAUUGAAUGGCGUCAGCUGUUAGAAGAUAGUCAAGAUGAAAAUCAGAAGUUGCGCAAGCACAUAGAAACUCUUAAUACUGAACAGCUUCAGAGAGUAAAAGAUUUUGAAUCAAUGUUAAGCGAAGAAACAAACCAAAUCCUGGCAUUGAAACAAAAGUAUAUCGAUUUGGAAAAUAAAUGCUUAAAAUUAGAGGAAUCUUCAAGUUUAGUAGCUAUUGAACUCAACAUGUUCAAGAAGGAAGUUUUUGAAGUGAUCAGAGAGGACCAUGAAUUUGUUUAUCAUGAGGCGCUUGAAUCAGCCAGCAGUCCUGUUGCAAUUUUAUCAAUGCUUCAAAAAGAAUUUUCUCAACUUCGCCUGUCCUUUGAAGAAAUUACAGCAAAAUUGAAGGAGAAAGAGUCUUGUAUGUCAUCUCUUAACGAAGCUAAUGAUGCAAGAUUGCAGAAAAUGAAAGACUUGGAAGACAUGGUACGGUCAUUAGAAAAAAUAAAGGCAACUCAUCAACAGAGUCUGGAAGAAAAGGAAACUCAUAUUAGAAAUAUCAGCUCACAGCUAGCAACUAUACAAAAUGAUGAUAUUCUUGAACAGACACAAGUUGCUCAAGGUUUAGAGAAACAGAUUGCGCGGUUGAAAGAUAAUUUAUCUCGACAAGGAAACGAGAUGCAGAAUAUACAGAUGCUUUAUGAUAGCCAAAGCGAGCAAAUAGAAGAAACUGUAAAAGCACUAGAUGAAGCCAAUAACGUUAGGAGCUCGAAGAUGGAGGAACAAGAUUUGGCAAUUACACAUUUACGAAAACGUUUGCAAGAGGAGGAAGAGAAGUGCAAACAUUUUUCAUCAUCUUUCGAGGAAAACCAGCAGUCUGUAAUUGGUUUACAACAAACAAUACAAAGUUUGAAUGAAGCCAACCAAGCAUACCAGUACUACUAUCAGGAGAAAGAAAAUGAACUUCAUAUUGUUAGUCAAAGACUCGCCGAGCUGCAGGCCGAUUGCAAACAGCAAGAGGAUAAGGUAUCUGCUCUAGAAGAACGAUGUAACGUUAUUUUAAUGGAGAAAAAUAACUGUGAAAAAGUUUUGAAGGAAGUGAAUGACUCUUAUCAGGAAAAAGCGAGACAAAGGGAAAUGACUAUUACAGACAUGAGACAGCAAAUUGAAGAGAAAAAACAAAAAAUUUACAUUCUAGAAGGUGAAAAAUCUCGUUUGAAUGAACAAUUGGGCACUGCAUUGGAAGUGAAUACCAAACAAGAAAUUGAAAAAGUAGAGUUGCGAAAUACAAUACGAUUUUCAGAAGAGAAAAUUCAAGAACAGAAUACUCGUAUAAUUAACCUUGAGAUUUCUGUGGAAAAGCAGACUGCUUUAAUGCACAAGAAAGGAAAUAUAGCGGAGGCUUUGCAAAAUGAUUUAGAAAAGGAAAUUGUCACUUUAAAGGAGAGCUUGAAAACAAUACACGAAGAACUUUCGAUUACAAAAGAGGAAUUGGAGGAAAAUUGUAAUACUAAGAAUCAGCUGCAAAUUGAGCAGGAUAAGCUAAUCAAUUUGAAAGAAGAAGUAAAUCGUUUGUAUGAAGAAAACCAACACCUUCAUAGUGUUGUAGGGGAAAAAGAGCAACAAUUGUGGUAUCUGCAAAAUACAUGUUCUGUGAUGAAAAGAGAGGCUGGAGCUUUGAAUAAACACGCCGAAGAAACAUUUGAAAUUUCUAAUGUUGUAGUUGAGCCUAUCAUUAAAAUAUCCUCAGAAAAGCUGCUGGGUGCUGUGCCUUCUUCCAAAUCAACGGAACUAAUGAAAACAUCCGACACAACUCAAGAUGCAAAUGAAACGACAGAGCAACUCGGGGAGAAAAUAAUUCAACUGGAGCUCUGUAAGCAACAGCUUACGGACCAAUGCUCUCAACUGGAGCUUAAUCUGGAGCAUGCAAGGAAAAGCCAAAGUGAAAAUGAUAGUCACAAACAAAUGGUAAUGGACAGAUUGACAGAGGCUCAACAAAGCGUAGAAGUAUUGUCGGCUGAGAACUCCCAACUUCAGAGGUCUUUGUGUGAAAGAAUGGAGGAACUAAGUCUGUUGAAGUCCAAACUAAAGAACACAGAAGAAUCCGUAGAAAAGUUCAGUGGAAUAGUACAGGCAAUGUCAGCAGAACAAGAACAGUCAACUGGAAAUUUCAGAGAGGAAAUUGAAACAUCAAGAACAACCAUAGUGAACCUGCAAGAACAGAUCCAUGCACUGGAACUAUCAGAGAAAGAUAUAAAGGCCGAAUGUGAACAAUAUCGACUGCAGGUUUGUGAUCUUCAACAACAGUGUUCAGAAUCAAAUAAAGUACUUGAAAGUGAACGGGAAAAAUUUCAGGAAAGUGAAAUCUAUUUGUCACUACAAUGUAAGACACUCUCCGAUGAAGUAGACCAAGAAAAAAAGAAAAAUCAAUCACUUGAAAGUAGAAUUCAAUCUGUGAUCGACGAACUUCAUCAAGAAAAACAGAGGACAGCUGAUCUUGGAAAAGAGAUGGAACAAUUGCAGAAAUUAAAAUUGACUUCUGAUGAACUGGCCAGUUCGAUGGAGGAGAAAGAAAAUAUACUAUCAAGCUUGAUUGACAAUAAGAAUUCCGAUGAGGAAAUGAUGCUAAAGAAACUUAAAGAAAAAGAUGAGAAAAUCGCAUCACUUUUAGAAAACAUGCAAGAAAUGGAGGAACGUCUCAAUCAACUUGACCAGGCAGAUAAAAUGAAAGAAUCAUUGAAGGAGACGUGUGCCAAACAAGAACAGGAAUAUCAAGAGCUGAAAAAGCAGUAUGAAGACAAGGAUUUACAUUUCCGUAAGGCAUUAGCAACAGCCAAAAAAUUAAAAUUUCAACUCCAACAAUCUACUAGCAAAAAGGAAGACAUGGAAACCGAAAUUAAGUCUCUAAGGGCUGAACUGGAGAAGAAAGGACAUUUCGAAAAUGAAUCUAAUGACAUCAAAACGGAUGCUGGUACUGAAGAGAAAGAAAGUCUUUUAGUAACCGAGCUUAAGCAGAAAAUUAUGGCGGAUGAAUCAUCAAUUCAUAUAUUAGAGGAGAAACUAACAGCUGUAGAUGAUUUAAAUCAGAAACUGGCUGAAUGUGAGGACUUGUUAAUGACAAGGGAGAAAGAUCUUGUUGUGAUUCAGGAAGAACUUGAAAAUCGAGUAAGCGAGUUGAGUUCACUGAGCUUGAAAUUAACCAAUAGUGAUAAAACUAUUCAGGAUUUAGAAACUGCAAAUAGAAAACUAAAUGACAAGCUACACAUGGAAACAGAGAGGCUGACUGAGAACAUUAUUAAAGCCGAAUCUCAGAAAUCAGAGAUGCAUUCUCAGAUGGUUACACUAGAGGAAGAAAAGACGCAAAUACAAGGCUUGCUUCAAGACAAAUCUGAAGAAUGUGUGAAUUUACAAGCACAAGCCGACCAGACAGCAAAGGAUAUCGCAACAAAAGAUAAAAUGAUUAAUGAUGUGGAGAGUCAGUUGGAACAGCUGGUGCAAAGUAACGAAAAAUACAGCAUGGUUACUGAAUUGUCUCAAAAACUAAAAAACCUGGACAUGCAACUUGUAGAGAAGGAUAAAAAAAUUGAAGAAUUUGAUCGCAAAAGUAAUGAACUUGACUGUUUAUUGCAAUCGUUACAGCAGGAGGUUCGCUCUAAAAGUGAAAUGGUGAACAGUCUUCACGAUAGUCUCCGUUCAGCUGAGCUUGAGAAAGGACAACUAGAGGAAUCCAUUCAGUCAAUUAGCAAAGAGUUAGAGACGCAGAAUGAGAGAAUUAUGUCCCUUACAAAUUUGGUUUCUGAAAAAGAGGACCAACUAUCUUCAAUAAUACACAAUGUGAAAGGAUGUUAUCGUGAAGUGACAGGAGAUGAAUGCAAUGUGCAAAACAUUGAAGGCAUUCUGAUUGCUUUACAGAAUUUUGUAAGCAGUCAGUUAACUUCAUUGCGACUACAGGUCAAUAAUGCAGAAGCCUUACAACAGGGAACACAAAGAAAGGAAUUAGAACAACAAAUCAGUGAAAUGGAGAAGCUGAUUGAAGACGAACGAGAAAGACUACACACUGUACAGGAAAAAUAUAGCCAAGUCAAUGAUGAAAAAUUGAUCAUCUCCCAGCAGCUGAAAGAAAUUGAAGACAGCAAUCAUGAUCUACUCGCUCAGGUUGCACAUCUAAAGUCUACCAUUGAAGAAAUGACAGAGCGCGAGAGUGUAAGGGAUUCCACCUGUUCGGAUCUAAAGUUAGCAGUAGAAAAUCUCACGAAAGAAAACGAUGCAUUGAAAAGUGGCUGUGAUAUAUCAAAUGCUAAAUGCAGCAAAAUGGAAGAUGACUUGGUUGAAUACAAGCAAAAAUACAGCAGUCUGGUAAAUGAAAAUGAAACAUAUAAGUCUGAAAGCGAGGUUCUAAAGGCUGAAAUUGAACGUCUCUCAGCUGCUUCACAAGAAACUUUUACCGCAUCUUCAGCUCACAAACUUUCCACUGAAUUUCCAGAAAAAACUGAACUAAAGGAGGAAGAACAUUUAAGACAGUCCUCAGCAAAUGAUAGACGUGACGAAACCGAGCUGCAAACCACUAAGGAAAAACUUAAAUCAGUGGAAGAUGCUUAUGAGCAAAUACAUAGCAAGUUAAAGUCAUCAGAAGGAAAAUGUGAGAAGAUGUUGGUGAAGUUGAAAGCCUUCAAAACAAAGUGUGAUAAGCUUCAAGAGGAGGUCAGUGUUUUGAAGGACAGUUCUGCACAAGUUACCAAAGAAGACAAUGCUGCUGAUAACACUUUAAAAGAAGAACUUGCACUCCGAAUUCAAGAACUGGAGGAAACACGCAGGAAAGAAGUUGAGACUAGCCAGUGGUAUAUCUCUGAAAUUGAGAAACUGAAAGAGAAUGAGGGCAUGUUGGAGACCACUAUAGGAAAACAAUCUGAGAGUGAAAAACGGUUAAUUGGUGAGAUAGAUCUGUUGAAAAAUGACUUACAACAAAAUGAUGAGAUGUUCCAAAAGAAGGAAAGUGAACUUAAAACACUGAUGGAAAUGAACUCAGAACUGCAGACUCAGAUAACAUCUUUAUUGAGCAAAGAGGAAAUCAAUGAUUCUAGAAAAAGGGAACUUCAGGAUAAGAUUUCUGAAUAUGAAAAUGAAAUGCUUACAAUGAGUGAUUUAAAAUGUUCUUUAAUAAGUGCAGAGCGAAAACAAAUAGAACUAGAGAGAAAGUUAGAAGACAGUGUAAUGCUCUGUGACUCAUUGGAGGUUGAAAAUAAAAGUUUUAAGGAUAUUGUGGCUAGGAUGAGAGAGACAAAUUCCAAACUGGAACAAGAGACGAGAACUGCGCAUGAAAGUGAGACAAAAAUCCAAAAUCUAUUAGAAAGAGUAAAGGAGUUUGAAAACGAACGUGAACAGAUGCAGGAAGAAAUUGAUGGAUUUAAAGAAGAUGUUUCAGAAAUGAAGAAAGAAAAGAAUGCCUUAAAAGAUGAAUAUGAGUCGCUUGAUCUGAAGUUAAAGGAAGUUUUAAAUGAAAACAAAGGACUUAAAGAAAAAAUCGGGGCAAUGGAAUGGAGGUUAGAAGAAGUCGAAUCUUUGGAAGAAGAGCUAGAAGAAGUGAGAUCUAAACUUGACAGGAAGAACUCGGACUUAAACCUGACAACAAAGGAAAAAGAGAAGAUUCAGGCAGAACUAGAACAAAGCAGACAAAACCAAAAUAAUCCCUCACAACAUACGCUGAAUGAAGAUAUCAUCUCUCUAAAAGAAGAGCUGGAUAAGAAAAUGGAAAUUAAUAAAGACCUAGAGGACCAAGUGGAUUCCUUCCGAGAGGAAUUAAAUGAGACUGCGACCGAAAUAGACAACUUGAGAGGAGAACUCAGUACAACUGCCAUUAAAGCUUCCAUGUUUGACAGCUUGCAAAAGGAAUAUACUGCUUUAGCGAUGAAGUAUGAAUACCUUCAAAAUCUGAAAUCUUCAAAUGAUACUGAUACAGAGAAAUCCCUUAAGAGAGUAGAAGACCAGACUAGAUUGUUAAGAGAAGAACUCCACCAAUCAGCAACAGAGAAUGAACGAUUGAAGAAGGAAUUGAAUUUAAUCAGGGAGAAAUAUAACCAGGUCGAAAUAAUUCAAAAGGAAAAUGAUAAACUAAAGACAGAACUAGAAGUCUUGAAACGAGAUGAAAGCAAAUCUACGGAUACAAUUUCUGGUGCGGGUACAGAAACAUCAAAUAGGAUGCAAGAACUUGAAGAGGAGUUGGAGCUUAUCAAAGAAGAACUGAAUGAGACAAUGUCCGAAAAUGAGAAGCUGAGAAGUGAAAAUGGGUCAGAUUACAAAGCAAUUUUGUUUGACAAACUUCAGCAUGAAUAUCAAAAUUUAAGAGCAGAAGUAGAGUCGAUGAGGAAAAGUGGCCCAUCCAAUGUCAGUAUGGCAGAUGAUGACGCAAUAAAAGUCCUGAGAAAUCAACUCGAAGCAAGUCAAACGAAAAAUGAUCAUUUAAAAUCUCAACUAUCAACAAUGCGCAUCGAAUCUUUUGGGAGGAAGGAAGAUGUUAUGCAUUCUAGAUCAGCUCCAAGCAAUAUAGAGAAGGAGCUGGAAGAAAAGCAAGAACAGUAUGAAUCUCUGAUGGAAGACUUUAAUUUACUCACAACUGAAAAUGAGGAAAUGAAGGGAGAAAUGGGACAUCUGAAAGUUCAGAGUCAGAUGUUUAAUGAAGUGAAGAAAGAGUACGAAUCUCUAAGCGACCAGUAUCAUAAGUUGUUGACAGAGAACAGUGAGAUGGUUAAGAAAAUUGAAGACUUACACCGGGAUUUACAAAACAACACUAACCAUGAAUCAUCAUACAUUAAGGAAGAGAGAGAGCAUGCAAUAAGAGAAAAGGAGACACUGCUGAGUAAUAUACAACAGCUAGAGAAGAAGUGUGAAGAUCUUGCUCAGAAUAAUUCUAACAUUAGUCACGAACUGCUGGCAGCCGAGGGACAGAUAUAACAACUUAAAUUUGAUAAUGGGACUUUGAGGGCUCAGUUAGGCAUUUCACAUGGUGGACAGAUGCAGAUGGACAACUUUCAUGCAGACUAUCAACGACUUCAAGGACAGUUUUCAACAGCCAUGGAUCAGAAAAACAAAAUACAAAUCGAACUCAACCAAAUGGCUCAUCGACUUCAGCAAAGAGAUGCAAGGUGCCAACAAAUGGCUAUGCAGGUAAGCCAGCUGGCUGAAGACAGAAGUUACCUUAAUGUUCAGCUUGGGAACCUAUCGAAA
This is a messenger RNA of Ostrea edulis (European flat oyster), 7217 nucleotides long. Its product is annotated as putative leucine-rich repeat-containing protein DDB_G0290503. The transcript is spliced from 4 exons. The record is from RefSeq and is a predicted model, not a curated record. Lineage: Eukaryota; Metazoa; Mollusca; Bivalvia; Ostreida; Ostreidae. Bases 129 to 6944 code for a protein of 2271 amino acids.